This is a messenger RNA of Ictidomys tridecemlineatus (thirteen-lined ground squirrel), 2171 nucleotides long. The record is from RefSeq and is a predicted model, not a curated record. NCBI's taxonomy places the organism in Eukaryota, Metazoa, Chordata, Mammalia, Rodentia, Sciuridae.
CUUUCAAUUCAUUAUAUGAGAAAGCGUCGCCGAAAAACGUUCGGCGGUGCGGCCCUAGAGUGGCUGGAGCGGGAACGGGAACGGGAGCCAGAGAAAAACUACGAUUCCCAGGAGGCACCGGGAGGCCGGCGCGCGGCGGUGACGUCGCGGGGGCCGGCGCGAGGCGCUGAUUCGGCCGGAGCUGCCAGCGGGGUGCUACCGCCGCUGUUUGUUACAGCUGCUGAAGCAGCUGCGGCCCCUGUUCCCGGGCACCCCUCCCGGGCCCUCGACCUCCCGCUCCGCACGAGCAGCAGCGGAGAGGGGUGUCAGGAUGAAUGUGGGCACAGCACACAGCGAAGUGAACCCCAAUACGCGGGUGAUGAACAGCCGUGGCAUCUGGCUCUCCUAUGUGCUCGCCAUUGGGCUUCUUCAUGUUGUGCUGCUGAGCAUCCCCUUCGUGAGUGUCCCUGUCGUCUGGACCCUCACCAACCUCAUCCACAACAUGGGCAUGUACAUCUUCCUGCACACAGUGAAAGGGACACCCUUCGAGACCCCAGACCAGGGCAAAGCGAGGUUGCUGACCCACUGGGAGCAGAUGGACUACGGGGUCCAGUUCACGGCUUCUCGGAAGUUCUUGACCAUCACGCCCAUUGUGCUGUACUUCCUAACCAGCUUCUACACCAAGUACGACCAGAUCCAUUUCAUCCUCAACACUGUGUCUCUGAUGAGCGUUCUCAUCCCUAAGCUGCCCCAGCUCCAUGGAGUCCGCAUUUUUGGCAUCAAUAAGUACUGAGGGUGCAACCCCUUCCCCAGCCUGGGGUGGCAGGGGAGGGGUGGAAGGCGUUUGCUGUGAUUCUGAAGACAAGGAGCCUCUGGACACUGCCGGAGAUGGGGAUCACGCCUCUGGGCUAGUUCCCCCUUGCUUCCCCAGUAGCCGACUUGGAGUAGCUUGUAGUGGGUUGGGGUGGGCCCCUGGGCUCUAACCCAUUCUGAUUUUUUGAUUCUUUCCUUUUGCCUUUUGAAUAGACUCCAUGGGGUGGUCAUGGAAGGGCUGGGCUCCCGGGCUGAACAUGGACCUAGAUCUCCGGGGUUGGGACAGGAGGCAAGGGAGAAAUCCCUGCUUGCUUGUUUACCCUCAGGCAGCCAAAGCACUUUAACCCCUGUGAGGGAGCAGAGGAAGGUACGGCUUCUGGAUUGUUUCGUUUUGGUUCUUCAGGCUGUAGGAUGACAGUGUAUUUUUGUAUCUAUGGAAGCAAGUGUGUGACAGUACCUCACCCCUCUGGGUAGAGAGCUGUCUGAUCCUAGUCCCAGGCUUUUGGUGGCUCUCCCGCACCCUACUCUGGGUGCUGGAUGGGAGCGGGGAGGGUGAGGGGAGGUGGUGGUGGGGCAUACAUGGCCUGGUUCCGGAGGCAAAGGGCCAGGGCUUUGCCAUCUGGUCCCAGUGGAGGUUGGGGAGAGGGCAGUGGUGGGUAAGGGUGGGGUAGUGAUCUGAGUCUUAGAAGAACGGGCCUCAGCAGUAGUGGAGGUAUGUUGUAAAAGGGGAGUGGGCAGAAGCUAGUCCCACCUCCUCCUCACCCACAGAAUGGUCUUGGGGAGAGGUUAGGGAAGUGGCUCUGGGUUUGAAACUCCUGGACUGGCGUGAGGGGCGGACUUGGGUGGAAGAGGCUAUGUCAUUGUGAGCACAGGUACAGUUUGACACUGUCCUCUGGGUGUGAGGAAGCUGCAACAGAAACAGUGGACAGUGGGGCCCUUCCAUAGUCCCUCACCUUGUGACCUCCCUGUUCAGACUGGUGCCGUGCAGAGCCUUUUGAGGGACAGGUACACGUGGGGCUCUGAAGCCACCUCCACUUGGUGGUGGGCUGAAGGGUCAGGCAGGGUGGUGGCUGCAGCCACUGUUUCAAUCCAAGGAGGGAGACAGGUGGGGCUGGCUAGAGAGGAGGCGCCUUCUCCCCUCCCCAGUCCUACUGGGAGCAUGUUACAUUGAAAAGGUGUGGUGCCUGAGCCCUCUGCUGGGGGGCCUGAGGGAGGAGGAGAGUUCACUCAUCCUGUUUUUUGCCUCCUAUCCCAUCCCCACCCCAAGUAUCACAGGGAACUUUCACCUUAAAUCUUUCUAAGCAAAGUGUGAAUAGGAUUUUUACUCCCUUUGUACAGUAUUCUGAGAAACGCAAAUAAAGGGCAAUAUGUUCCUGUUU